Messenger RNA from Protobothrops mucrosquamatus (brown spotted pit viper), 515 nucleotides. It is a transcript of the gene TSPAN8, whose product is annotated as tetraspanin 8. The transcript is spliced from 4 exons. The record is from RefSeq and is a predicted model, not a curated record. The coding region runs from base 1 to 288 and encodes 95 amino acids. Lineage: Eukaryota; Metazoa; Chordata; Lepidosauria; Squamata; Viperidae. Gene Ontology annotation, cellular component: membrane.
AUGAUCUACAUUCUGGCAAUGUUGCACAAAUGUUGUGGCAUAUUUAAUGGAAAAUCAGAUUGGGGAAAAAACGCUUAUGCUAACAGUGGAUGUGAAUGUGAACAGACAGACAUAGGUACAAGUUAUUGUGCUGGAAACGAGUAUGUGAAGACUUGUGCAACUGUAAUUAUGGAAAUAUUCCAGAAAAAUAUGAUUAUAGUUAUGGGGAUAGCAUUUGGACUGGCAUUUAUUGAGAUUGUUGGCAUGGUUUUUUCAAUGAGCCUUUACUGCCAGAUCCAGAAAAAAUGAAACCAUGGAAAUCAUCAGCCAAAUGAGAAAGCUUUGUAGAUUGAGAAUCAGAUCUGUAGUUGGAUUUUAUUUUAUUUUUUAAAAAAGCACCACAUACAAUUUGUGUUUGGGGUGGUGUAAUUUGCAACCUAUUUGACUAUUAAAAAAAAAAGCACUUGCUCUAUAUUGUGCUGACCCAAUACAUUGUUUUCCACUCAUCUGUUUUCUGAAUUAAAGUUGAAGCUUAC